AUGGAAGAUCAGGCCAUGGGAAUGGGAUUUCUGGGAAUAGUCGGCCUGGAGGCUGCAGCUACAUCUCCAACGUCAGGCCAGAGAACAGGUACAGAAGGAUGGAGCACACUAUGCAGCAUGAUAGCUCAACUGACACAAGAAACCCAGCCUGCCUUCAUGACCACUCUCAAGUCCAAAGCUGUGUCAGAGAGUUCCAAUGUCAAGUUCUUCUGCGUGGUGACUGGUUAUCCUAUCCCUCAGCUUACUUGGUAUAAGGAUGAUAAACAGUUGGACAGACUGUGUGGUCUUCCUAAAUAUGAAAUAUUUCGCAACGGGCAGAACCAUUCCCUGCAUAUUUACAAUUGUACUGUGGAGGACGCCGCCAUCUACCAGGCAUCAGCCAGUAACAGCAAAGGUAUUGUGUCAUGCUCCGGGGUACUGGAGGUAGGCGGAAUGAACGAGUUCAAGAUCCACCAACGCUACUUUGCAAAGCUCAAGCAAAGAACGGAGGGCCGAAGCGGGAAGGAGAACCAGAAGCCGCUUCGGAGCAUCAGCCCGGAACGCACACAGAGGAAGCGGCGUUCCACCGUAGAGGUCUUCUCCAGCGUGCCCAGCUCCAAAGAAGAUGAGGUUCCCAAGGAGUUUAUUCAAUCAGUUGGUGAGGAUUCAAAAGUCAGGGUGGAGGAACCUAUAGAGGAACCAAUGGAGGAGACACUUGCACCCUUAGCUAAGUCUGAAACUGAUAAUGAGAUUGGCAUUGCCAAGACUGCCUUUGUCAAGAAGAAGAUCAAGAUUUUCCCAAGGGGUGAGAGGACGCCUGAGGAAACAAAAGAGUCUGAGAAUGUCAAAAAGAUAGGACCAUUUGGAAAAUUGUUAAGGAAAAAAAGUUCUGAGGCGCUUCGUUCACCAGAAAGUGCAAAGAAAAACAAAGAAAGUGACCAAAAAUGUGAUGAGAAAGUGCUGGAAAAGAAUCCUGUCAUACCCUCCAGACUAAUAAGUACACCAGAACACCAACAGGACUCAGAACCAGUCAUUCAGCAUUUGACUGACCCAAGACCAGUGGACAGAAUCCUCCAGAAGAAGUCAGCUUUACCUGAGCAGCCCUCAGAUCAGCUGCCUCAAAAGGAAACAAAAGCGAGACAAAGGAAUUCGUCCAUGCAGAAAUUAGCCUCAGGGGCCCGUCGUAAAAUCCCUUCCUCCAUGGACAAAUCUGGGGAAGCCAAAUUACCACCAGAUACCCAACCUGAAAAGCAAGAGGUUUCUCAACCAGACAACUGCACACGACAGUCACCUCUUCUUCCUCAUCCCAAUGAUGAGAUAAGUUCUCCUGUGGAGAAGCGAUCGCCAACGCUAGGCAGAAAGAAGACAUCUGCUGUGACAUUGAGCCAACCACUCAAUAAGGACAUUAAAAGUGAGACAAGUGAGGACAGAUUGGACCCAUGCAAAGCUCCUCAAGUUAUCCGUAAGAUCCGCAGUGAAAGAUUUGCUGAUACCUCGGGACACUUAAAACUAUGGUGCCAGUUCUUCAACAUUCUCACCGACUCGACUAUUGCUUGGUAUAGAAAUGAUGUGGAGAUUGCCCGGAUUACAAGAAGCGCCACAGAUGAAAGCCAGGUCAAUCUGGCUGUCAUUCAAGCAUCAAGUAAAGACUCUGGUGUUUACAAGUGCGCUAUCACAAAUGACUAUGGGAGCGACUCGACUGAAUUUCUGCUCGGUUCAGACAUUUUGGGUAGGAUUUCUCAGCGCGAGGAUCAUGGUGUUGGAGAAGAGAUAGAAAUGGCACCCCUGGUGUUCAACAAAGGUGUGGCUGACAGUGGCGUAUGGGGCAACAAGUUGUUUGGUCGGGUAAUGGUGGACAAAUCCUGUAUCGACGAAGGCAGUACCCACAAGGUCUGGAGGGCAAAAGUCAUUUAUGGCCUGGAGCCUGUCUUUGAGUCUGGUCACACAUGUAUCAUCAAAGUAAACCGCGAAAUCGCUUAUGGGGGCAAGGAGGAACACGGCCUCACUGAAAGAAACUUGGACUUGGUCAAGCAGCACUGUAAAAUUCAGAAUCUGGCCCGGGAGUACUGCAAAAUUUUCUCUGCAGAGGCGAGAGUUAUUGAGAACUUUGGACCUCCUCUUGAGGUCAUCCCAGUCCACUUAAUGUACCGGCCAGCAAACACUAUUCCCUAUGCUACGGUGGAGGCUGAUUUGGCAGGAGUCUACCAGAAAUAUGUUGCAAUGGACCAUAUGGGAAAAAUUGAGACGAAAGCCACCUCUGACAUAGGGCUCAAGUGUUGCGCCUUGCAGCACUGGAUCUUUCAAUGGACCAGCGGAAAUCUACUCAUCACCCGACUUGAAGGGGUUGAUACAAAGGUCACCAACAUUGGAAUUACAGUUAGAUCUACUGGACAUCAAGGCUUCCAAAUUGAAGGCAGGCCUGAAGUUUUUGAGGGCUUUGUCUCGCAGCACCAUUGUAACUACUUCUGCGGUCUCCUGGGUCUGAGGUCGCUCAAGAUUUUGGACUCUUUAACAACGCCGGCCAAGUCCAAAGGCUCCAGGAGCCCAUUACUCCAGCGCAAAAAUCAGGCUUCUGGCUCAUGCAGCCCACAGACUGGCAGGAGAGCAGCCGGUAGCCCUAGGACGCCACGAAAGUCCCAGCAGGAUGUCACAAAUACUCUGAAAGUUGCUGUUGAAGUAUCACCCUGA
This is a messenger RNA of Nerophis lumbriciformis (worm pipefish), 2667 nucleotides long. The record is from RefSeq and is a predicted model, not a curated record. Lineage: Eukaryota; Metazoa; Chordata; Actinopteri; Syngnathiformes; Syngnathidae.